This is a messenger RNA of Penicillium riverlandense, 324 nucleotides long. RefSeq lists its product as uncharacterized. The coding region runs from base 1 to 324 and encodes 107 amino acids. NCBI's taxonomy places the organism in Eukaryota, Fungi, Ascomycota, Eurotiomycetes, Eurotiales, Aspergillaceae. The transcript has a single exon. The record is from RefSeq and is a predicted model, not a curated record.
AUGAAGAAUUGGUCCCCACUUGGGCAGCAUCGGUCCCCUACCUCGGAGGAUUUCGUCUUACUCGACCCUGAAGGUGAACCUGAAUUUGAGAACAUCAAUCCUGGGACGGUUACUGUCGAAGGAUAUGGGAUCGAAUGCUGGGAUUUUGAAGAUCAUAAGACUAAGGAGAUGAAGAUUUAUGUCAACCACUCUAGACUCCCAGUCCUCCCCGCCAAGAAGGUCCUGCGCCGUUUGGAUGAACUCUCCCACAGAGACAACGCUGUGUUUGGAUCAAACAAAGUAAAAGAAGAACUGGACCUCCGGGAGAUGGUCGGCAACACUUAG